Molecule: messenger RNA, 363 nt
Organism: Lactuca saligna
Lineage: Eukaryota; Viridiplantae; Streptophyta; Magnoliopsida; Asterales; Asteraceae
Source: the annotation of a GenBank genome assembly
AUGGCAAAACAAAUCUCAAAGAAGAAGAAGCGUAGGGUGAUUCUUUCCUCGGAAUUUACUGCAGAUGAGGGUGAAACUAUUCCUGAAACACCUGAGGCAGAUUUGAUUAAAGAUUCUUCUCAACUGGAUACUUCUGUUAGUACACCACCUGAAGUUUCGAUUGCUAAAACAGUUACUGUGGAGGCACGAACUUCAGACAUCCCUGUAAACAUAUCUGAUAUGGAUACAAAUGUCAUCAUGGGUGAAGACGAUUCAAAUAAAGCAACAAAAGGUAACCCUUCGAGUGUUGUUUCAGAUUCUUUCAUUUCUUUACCUCCACAGAUUACUCCCAUUGUUCCUUUAACAUCCACCAUUGUUUUUUAA